This is a messenger RNA of Zychaea mexicana, 1035 nucleotides long. RefSeq names its product N-acetylglucosaminyl transferase component-domain-containing protein. The coding region runs from base 1 to 1035 and encodes 344 amino acids. Gene Ontology annotation, biological process: GPI anchor biosynthetic process. The transcript is spliced from 8 exons. Gene Ontology annotation, cellular component: endoplasmic reticulum; membrane. The record is from RefSeq and is a predicted model, not a curated record. NCBI's taxonomy places the organism in Eukaryota, Fungi, Mucoromycota, Mucoromycetes, Mucorales, Lichtheimiaceae.
AUGCUAAGGAGGAGGAAUUGGGCUAAUACAGCUGAAACACGAGCUUAUUAUAUAAGCUUUUACAAUAGCAUGUGGUUAGUGGCAAAUGAUAUUAUUAUUGGACUUGCCAUUGGAUCGUUUUUGACGACAAAUCGAUAUAUCAUGUCCUACUUAUUACACAAAAUAUUGCAUGAAUACACUGUCGAGUCAUUACAGUCAAGGAUGCUAUGGUUUCUAGAGUCGCCAGCUGGUCUGAAACUUAACCACGAAUUGGGGAGCUUUCUGAGCGAACUUUUUCUAUGGCUCAUCCGCUUGUGGACAGCAGCACGAAUAUUCAACUGGCAGCUUAUUACUUUGUAUUCGCUAUUCAAUCUUUUCCGAGGCAAGAAGCGAAAUAUGCUACGACAUCGCAUUGACGCGUGCGACUACGAUUUGGAUCAGCUGUUGCUAGGAACAUGUCUAUUUACGCUGCUGACAUUCUUAUUCCCAACCGUGCUGAUUUAUUAUGUCACAUUUGCUUUGGGAAGAGUUGGCGUCAUUUUCCUACAAGCUAUCAUGGAGACUCUUUUGGCGUUCUUUAACCAUUUCCCAUUGUUUGCCAUCAUGCUACGAAUGAAGGAUCCUGAUCGUCUACCAGGAGGCUUGCGGUUCGAUAUAUUUGAACAAAAUUGCUUUUUGAAACGACGGCACAGACUGCGUUAUGUAUUACAGCGGUUGUGUGGGAGUGGAAAGCGGUCAGAUGACAACAGACCCCCAUCCAUUCGGCGAUCGACACACAGAAGAUCCCGGCACCAACGUAAAAAAUCGGUUCGAUUCAAGAGUCCAAAAGCCAAGUACGAAACGGCUCCUCACAGGAAUCUCAAACGUGUCAUUCAUCAUAGCCGGCAAGGGUCGUAUCUAUGGAUGUGGAACUCUCCUAUACCGUUCAGUGCUAUUUUCUUUCAGUAUAUGCUCUUGUGGAAACGGCUAAGCGCACACUACUUUUCAGCAUAUUACUUUAAAUGCUUCCUGUAUGGAGAACCUAUAAAACCGAUACCAAAACUGCAGGUGAGAUAG